This is a messenger RNA of Plodia interpunctella (Indianmeal moth), 10042 nucleotides long. RefSeq lists its product as uncharacterized. The transcript has 2 exons. Bases 248 to 502 code for a protein of 84 amino acids. The record is from RefSeq and is a predicted model, not a curated record. NCBI's taxonomy places the organism in Eukaryota, Metazoa, Arthropoda, Insecta, Lepidoptera, Pyralidae. Gene Ontology annotation, cellular component: membrane.
UUAAUUUAUUUAUUUGCUUUGUUUGCUUGUUUUCCUUUUUUUGAUUUGGUGUAUAGUUUUCUGGUCGUCUUUUAUUACUUAAAUACUUCACAACUCAGUAUUUUUAUUUAGGUUUCAAUAUACAUCAGUUACCAUACAACCCCCGGACCCAGGUAGAUCAAUUAGUGUAUAACUUAGGUCUUCAGGCACCCUUACCGGUAGUGCGCAUACUCGGACUAUUUUUAGCCGACUGCAAUAUUGAUUCGCGAUGAUUCCUAGUGAAAUAUACGCAGAAGACUUGAUGAGCACAGUGAUUCGGUACGGGUUGUAUAUCGGUGCUGCGUUUCAACUGGUGUGCUUGCUGGCUUGUGUCACCCUAACUGACGAGCAGAGCGAAUCCCAUCCUUACGAGAAGGCUUACACAGAUAGCGAUGAAGGGAGUUCUGAACAAUCUUCACCAGGGCAUCGACCAUCAAUACCCAAAGUUCUCACCCGACGACAUGAUAAAAAGAAAAGACGUUAGCUGAGAUGGCCAGCUUUGCGGCGCUCUCUCCCGACUUCCAUCACACGUGGUGGAUCUCGAACCAUUUUUCGAAGAAUGAUCAUGUAACGAUGUAACACCCUCAACGCCCAGCUGUACUUGCAACAUUCCUUAUUUUAAUUUGAAGAAAUCAAUUUAAGACUUAAUUUAUGCUAAAUUAGAUGUUGGAAUCCUCUGAAAGAUGCACAACAUUGGUUAUUUAAUAUUGAAUGACUUUUGUAACUUUAUGUAGUAUUACAUGAUACAGAGGUUUUAAUGCAGUAUAGCCCUGACUUGGAUCACACAAUAGAUAUGCAUAGGAUUGAUCUGAAUAUUCAUAUUAUAAUAGGAAAAUGUGAUGACAAAUUCAAUGUUUCACAGAAACAUGCUGUUGUCUUUGAUUUUUACAGGUGCGGCUUUAAUGAUGUGCCUACACUGGGCAAUACUUCUAAAGGCCUGGAAAUUCUAAUAGUUACUAUUUUAAAUACAUCUGAAAAAAUAUUUUUUUUAAUAUCCCAGUAUAAAAUCAAAUGUCUUGUUAAAACCUAAGUACCUACCUAAAACUUAAUAUCCUUUCUCAGAAUGUCCUUUCUCAGAAUAUCCUUUUAAUAAAAAAAAAACUGUUUUAAUCAGUUGCUUAUCUAAAUUAUCAUCAGAAACACACACACAAGGACAUUAUGAGUAAAAAGAACAUUUCGAGAAAAGGACAUUGGGACAAAAGGACAUUUUGCGCUAAGACGAAACCAAGAUAAUAUGGACUUAACAUUAGAUUCUGGACAACCUCUUAAACCUUUAGGCAUAUUCAAGGAUACAUUUAUUUGGGGCUAUAUCAUACAUAUGUUUUACUAGCUGUGCACCCCGGGCUUAUCUCCCAUGGGAAUUUCUAUAUAUAAAGCUGCUAUUCUACCCGUGUUUCAAAUUCAUUACAAUCGGUCCAGUAGAUUUUGCGUGAAAGAGUCACUAACAUACAUACACACAUCCUCACAAACUUUCGCAUUUAUAAUAUUGGUAGGAUAUGUAUUCAUGUAUGCCCUAAAUAAAAGAAAUGUUUCAUCAGUAUUUUGAUAAUAUUGUAUUUAAGUUUUGAAUCUCACUUUUAGUUUACUAAACUAGAAUAAGGUACAGUUGGGUAAAAAUAUUCCAUUUUGUUUAUUUGAUUCCUGUCACCUUGUGACUACGUUUGAGACUGUCCCUAAAUAAGUUUAGGUUAAAAUUAUCUUAUAUCCUUAUAAAAGAAUUUACCUUAAGCCCUUAGAAAUAUUUUUGUUACAAGCGUUUUUUUCUGAGAACCCAUAAAUAACUGGAUAUUUUUAAAAUUUUCAUUUUUAAAUAUAAUUUAAAAUUGUAUUGAUGUGAAAAAUGUUAUUGAUUAUAUUCACCGUCAAAUUCGUACACAAUAGACCUGUAUGCUAUAAAGAGAGAAGACCCAGCUGGUUGGCCUUAUUGGCCAAACCGUAGUACCAACCAUACACAGAAAAUAUCUCUUCUCAAGUUAUUAUAUUGUGUACGAAAUUGAUACCACAAAAUAAUCCCUCGGCUGUUUUGUCUAGUGUGAAUUAAAAACAGGCACAGUUCGUUUGGAUUAACUUUAUAGUAUAUUACUAAAUAACAUGAACAAUAUUAAAAACCAAAUAACUCCAUAAAAAUACAUUGAAGCCAAUAUUUAAAAUAUUACAUUAUUAAUACACUUAGUUCGCCGCGAACUUAGAACUGGUAAACGCAAUCAUUUUACAUAUAUACAUACAUACAGAAAAUGUAUUCUUGCCCCAAGUUGAUUUGUAUUCCUCGCUCGCUUCGCUCGCUCGGUCAAUAUUUGUCAGUAUUGAAUCGCUUAUGAGAUUUCAACAUGAUAAAACAAUGUAGAAAAAACGGUAUUAAUAAGCAAACAGUUAAGAGGGCUGCAGGCCAUAAUUCAAAAGAGCAAGACAGUUCACCUGUAACUUUAUAAUGGUACAGUCAACAGCACACCAACCUACCCAAAUUCAUUGCAAACUCGCCGCUAUUUCCGCGCCAUAGAGGUCCAUGCAGUGUAACUUAAUGUGCUGUUGACUGUACCUACCGACAUGAAUACCUUACUAUUUUAAAAAAAUGAUAAAACAGCAUCGGGAUUAUUUUGAUUUGAUGUUUAAUGUAGAAUCAGUAAUUAUCGUCACAUUUAAUAUCAGUGUUGGACAAAAUUAUGAUUUCAAUAUAAUUUUUUUAUGAAUUUAGAUGUUAUUUUAAAAUCUGUCGAUGUCAGUUAUUGAAAUUUAAUUGUUAAUUGUGUACCUACUCUCAUAAUGAGCUAUUGAUUUUUAUAUAUUUUGAUUAUGUAUGUUCCUCUAAAUAUAAUAAAAACUAACAUUUACAACAUUAAUUGAUCGUCAUUAAAACAUUACUAAGUAGGGUCGAAUCGAAUUCUGGACUGAAAGACUGGGAACUGAAGACAUAACAAUAAGGUAGUAAGACUAAUGUUACUUCUGUAUUGCCGGAUAUAAUUAUUCUUAGGUGUUUGUCGUCGUUUAGUUUAUUUUUAUUAUAAUUCAGUAUUUACAACAAAAAAUAUAAGGCUUAUUAUAGUUUUUAAUUCAAUUAAUCAAUAUUUAAAUUAAUUUAUUGUAUUUAUAAUUUUAAUACUCAAUUAAAUAAGUCCAACACUGAUUAAUACACGUAUAUUUUAAUAUCGAUGUGGAAAAUUAAAUAUUAUUCAGUGUCUGUAAUAAAUUCAUAAUUAUAUGCACAUAAAAGCCAUUUUGUUGAGUACCAUUUGAUCUUUAUUUUCACCAAUAUUCAGGCCGAAAUUAAAACAAUUAUAAAAACUCAGAUGCUUUUUUAGAAUUAAACAUAGCGAUAUAAAAAUUAAAAAGAAAUGAAAUCUGGUUUACUUUUGUAUAUUUCUGAAAAUAUAUAGGCACUGAUGUUAUUUAGAUAAGUACGCUAAAAAUAUUUUUAAAUAUGUAACAACAAAGUGGCUUUUAUUUUGAACUUGGUGUUAUACAGUCAAUCCAUACUAGUGUAAUAAACUGAAUUUACAUAUAUUAUAUUACCGAUAUGUGUAAUAAUUCAACUAAGCAUCUGAAGUACUCGGUAAAAUGUCGAAAGGUUAGGUUGGAUACGAAUAGGAUUUCUGGAAACUUUAAUACGAUGUGUAUUUUUUUUUUGUGUAUGAUAUUAAGUUUAAUUACUUUUUCUUAUUUUUUUUUUAACUACUACAUUUAGGAGUAUCCAAGAAAACCUCAGAUUAAUUUAAAAAUAAUAUAUAGCUAAUUUUAAGAUUGUAAAAAUUUGUAAGUCUGGCCUCCAAAAUCAUUUAGAUAAGUCAGUGAAAUUAUUAUUAAGAGUAAAGCUCUCAAUGCAGUCAUGUUUGCGUAAUUUGUAAGUUAUUACUUAUUUUUAUAUUAGUUAAAAUUUUAUUUACGUGAAAAGGCGUGCUUUGACUUUCGCCCUCUGUUAAUUUUAUAAAACUACCCUGCUAUAUGAGACAUCUAAAUGAAAAUGUAAUGUUUUCACCAGCUACAAAUCAGUUUAGGUAUUUUCAAUUUUUUUUAAUACUAACGAAAUAGCAGCUAAAUUAAAACACAAACUCGUAAAUAAUUGUAAUGUUACCGUACUCCAUCAUGUGAAAACACUAAAGGAAAUUGACAACCUUUCUAAUUGAAACACUAAUUUUAUUUAAUAAAUUUUUCGCAUAUGCACGUCAAGCAAGGCCAUUCGAUUGCGUGAUGUUUAGAAUUAAAAAUUAAAAUAUUAAUUUAAAUUGUACAUUAGUAUUAACUACUUUAAUAUAAUAUUAAUAUCUAUAGUUGAUACUAUAACUAUUUAUAUAUUUAUUACUUAGCUGAUAGAAAGUAUUUAAGACGGCGCUUUUAUAAUUUUUAUUUCGUAAGUUAAAUGUGAUAUACCAAAUAUCGGUUAAAUAUCUUUUGCAGGUAACAUUAAUUUAGAUUUGAAAUGUUAAGAAUUAUUACAUUGUUAUGUUAGUACUUAUGUCGUAUGUUCCGUUCCAAUCUUGCAAAAACUGUUAAUUAUACACAGUUAAAGGCGCUUAUUUUUUUAUGUAAUUAUAUUUUUUUUAUCUUAUAUAAUUUUUAUGGUGCUUAAAUUUUAAUAACAAAUUUGUGUCACAUUAAAAGAAUAUCCCAAAAAUGCAAUAUUUCUAAAAAAAUCGUGCAUGAAGAUUAUAAAAGCGUCUUUUAUAUACAUAACAUGCUAAGUAAACGUUAUAAACUAAGCGUGUUUUACGCCUUAAGCUACGAAUUUGAUCCACGAUUUCAGGACCUCCCUAAAUCGUGGAAUAAAUUCGUUAAGCUACGAGCUACACUAAAAGCAGAUAAGGCAUAAAACAUGCUUAGUUUAUAAAUAUAAUUAGUAAUAUAUCCUUGAUUAUGAAUCUCUUGAGGUCUUAACGAUUUUAGUUACCAUGUAAUUUUGUGUGGAUAUCAUUGUUAGAUGGUUUCAACGGUCUACUGCUGAGAAGACUUAUUUUUAGCUAAAUAUGUUGAGGCAAAAGCAAAUUGGUCCGCUGUGUGACGACUGUGACGAGUGGUCAACCUGUCUCGCUCACACACUUUACACACGCAAAAGAUAGGCCACCGCAAAUACUAUUCCCGUGGUGGAUGUCCUUCAGUCACCUAACAAACGCUACAAUCAAAUUGAAACUAUCACGCGUGGCAUAUUUUAGAAUGUUCUCUUUUUAACAAGAUAUUAUUUAAAGCAAAAUUCCUGACGAAAAACUACUUAUGUACAUGCUAAAGUGUAUUUUUAAUUUAAUACUAAAGUGUAUUUUUAAUUUAAUACUAAAAGGUAUUUUUUAAAACUACAUUAUAUUUAAUUUUUUAUGUACUUACAUAUAAGUUUUUAGUAUCAGUCAUCUAGGAGAUUUAUAAUCAAGCUGCAUAGAUUAAGUAUAAUAAUAUACUAUUACAAUAAUAUAGUAUUACAAUUAAAAUGUCGAAAAUAAAUAUUAGAUUGUAGAAGUCCCAAAGAGGCCCAAUGCCAUGGCGGCCUAUUCGAAUUAGGUUAUGUUAAGGGGCGUCCUAUGUGAGGAAUUUAGAAGGUCGAGACAAAUAGGAGUAGUAAGUAAUAUUAAAAUUUCCUCAUUAUUAUUCUAUAAUUUUUUACAAGCCUAAAAUAUGUUUUAAUACAUCCAAACCAUUUUAUUAAAAAUAUAUAGUGUGUACAUAAAAAUCUGAAACAAUGUGGUGGAGAAAGGGACUAUUGAAAAAUUCGCCAAAAUCACCUCAAAUAGUUAUGGAAGUUUUCUUAAAAAUACGUCUAAUUAUUCAAAUAAUUUUGAACGAGCCCCUUUCAUCGUUGGCUAGGAACAUUUUGGCUACUCAUGUUGUCUCUAUCUAAUCAUAAGUAUUAAUAGAGAGGUACUACGGAGCUUAAAAUUAUUUUGAAUAAGGAGGCGAUAUCAUAUGGUCGAUUUUUGACUGAUGGGAUAUUUAGUUUAAGUUAAUUUUCAUUGGAAAUUAUUGCUUUUUCUUAAUUUUGUAAAUUCAAAAUAAAAAAGAAAAGAUCUUCAUACAGACAAACUUGGAAAUUAUAAAUUAAAGUAGGUACUUUAUCAAAACAAAAUGAGUUUAUAUUGACAUUUAAAUAUUCGUUCUAUUCUAUUCCGGAGUUUUAUAUUACUAUUUAAUAUUCGUUACAUUUCAAUAUUAGUUCUCUUUCACGUCUCAACAAAGAUCAGUCACGUAAAGUCAGCCUAUGAUUAUUGCUAAUUAUAAUGUAAUAAAAUUAUAUUAUUUAAAAAAAUAGUAGUAAGUUGUAUAUAUAUAUAUAUAUAUAUACCUAAUGCCAUGGCGUAAUCAAGUCGACCGAUUUUAACAUGAACGUAACCGUUUGUUGAUGUCGUAUGAAUACGCCUCAAACGGUAUAAGUUACUUAUAUGUUACAAUAUUUUAGAUAUAUACUUUAGAAUAUUAAAUUUAGUAAUAUCAGAUUUUUAGUAAUUGUGUUUAGAGUUAAUUUAUUUCUGUCUAUCGAAAAAAUCGUUAAUUUUAUUAUUAACUAUAUUUUUAUUUUACAAUGAGUUUAUUGACAAAUAAUUUUAUGCGCGCCCCGGGGCUUCGCUCCCGUGGGAAUUUCGAGAUAAAAAGUAGUCAUGUGUUAUAUCAGGUUAUAUUCUACCCGUGUAUCAAAUUUCAUAACAAUCGGUCCAGUAGAUAGCAGAGCGAAAGAGCGAUGCGUAGUCGUGUCAGCCUGUCUCAAUCACAGGUAUCAUAAGUGAUAAUUGUCAAUACGAAACUCAAUACUUUCAUGACGUUGAUUUCGCCGAACAUGUCCCGUGUAAAUAUCAAGUUCAUCAUGAAAUUCGCAUUAGAUUUCAUUGUAAAACUUGUUUAUAUGUGAAUUUGUCGAAAUUCGACAGUCGCGAAACUAUAUUCUUGGAUUGGUUUCGUAAUUACAAUUAGGCUCUUAACUAUAUGAUGGGUGUGUAACUGAGACAGGCUAAACAUUGACGUCACGCAGCGUAUCGAACACAGAACUUUCAUCUUUGGGAGCGAACGUCUGAAAUACGAUGUUCAUGUAACGUUACGGAUUAGUCAGAACGUGAAAUAUUACGAAACUUCAUAAAAUUUGUAUAUAUUUACAUUAAAUUACGUAUGGUUUUAUAUUUUUAAUAAUUUAUUUAUUCAUUUUUAAUCGCUAUUAAGUAAUUAAGGUGAUAGUUGUACUGGGUAUGUCGUUAAUUGUAAUUGUUACCUUACAAUUCACGAUUCUGGGGCCCAAUUCUCACGUAAUUGAAGUUCAAUUCACUAAUUUUAUUCGAACUUUUUACAAUCAGCCCCCAUUGCUCUGCAAAAAUUGAAAUUUAUAAAAUGACAAUUGGAAAAACCGUGUCGCCUGUGUCGCUUAAUAUCAAUGUCCGACAGCAUAUACUGAGGAAAUAAUUGCUUUGUUUUUCAAAGUGUUGUAAACUAAAGUUUUCAUUGUACAAUAUUUGCAGUUUUGAAUGAAACUGUGCUUAAUCUCAAAAACUACGCAAAAAUUGACUGCCUCGCUCUAACCAAUUUUAGGAUGCUAUUUUUGAAGACUCAUGUAAUAGACCCGUAGACUAGAUUAUCUACAAACUGUAUAAACUCAAGCUUUUAGAUUUUUUUUAUAUACUUUUUACUUGGUUAUAAACUCUCCUUUAUUACUUUUACAACCCUAAUUAACAUAAUAAAAGUUAAGCAAAAAAUGCGAAACAGUUUAACGCAUAUGCAAUUUUAUCUAAUAAUUACUCAUCAUUAUAUACUUAAUUGAGCGAGGCUCCUUUGCGGUGGAGUUCCUUCCAUGGUUCCCUCUAUAGGACAUUCGUGACUCCCACUUUUCUUUUAUUUACUUAGUGCAACUUUCUCUUGGUCUUCCUGGCCCCCUUCUUCCGUCUAUCUUUCCUUUUAUAAAAGACCAUCUAAAGAAGACAGCAACAUUUCGUCUCCUCUAUUUUCAACAUGUCUAAGAAUGUUACUUUUUUCUCGUAUAAGUUAACAAUUACCAGUAAUGGCAUAUCUGUAAAUUUAGGUAGGUUAGAUUUUAGAGCGAGAUGACAUAACCAGAAAAACGUAACCGUCUGCAGAUGCCGCACACACAGCCUCAGACGGUAUAAGUUUAAUUUUAAUACAUUUACCAUACUAAAGAAUAUAUUUUUGUAUGUAGGUAAGCUAGUGUUGUAUUAAAUAAUUUUAACAUUUUGACGUCGAUGAAUCAUGAAACAGUAACCGUCCGUAGAUGUCGUAAAAAUACGCCUCGGACGGUAUAAGUUUAGAUGUAGGUGCGUGUUUCUCAGAGUGUUCCGACCGCUGCGGCCGCGCUGUCAUUAAAAUCCGUAAAUUUUCUUGAGGAAGGGAUCAUUUUCAAAAUCAAUCGUUCAUUAAAUUGACAUUGCUACAGUACAGAUUAAUUAUUUUAAAGUCAGAAAUUAAAACAAAUUCUCGUCUUUGUUAAAAUUAAAAAAAAAAUGUAAUGACAGCGCGGGCGCAGCGGUCGAAACGCUCUGAGAAACACCCAGGUACCGAUUCGUCAAGUGACAAUUGGUCAAGUGUAUUCUAAACGCUAAAUUUUUUACUUAUUUGUCAAUCUGUGAAAUAUUUUUGACAGCUCGUCAUGUGAAUCAUUUGUAGCUUUUGGUUAAGUCCAAUUAUGCGUCUGUUCAUCAUGUUGAAUAUUCCUAACUCGUUUAGCGUCCACUGGUCAAGCAGUUGAAUCGUGUCGAUUAGGCAAGUCUUCGAAAAUUAAUAACUCGUCAAACGGUUAAAAAACGCUUGAUCAACUGUCAUUUGAUGACUUGGUAUCUACAUUGUUUAAGUAGUAGCCAAGAGUUAGAAUAAAUAACAUAAGAGAAAAAAUAUUUUUGUAUGUAGUCUUGAGAAAAGUAUAAAGUAAUGUUUUAAGAUUAUUAUAAUUUGACGGCAAAUGAGCAUAAUAAGUAACCGUCUGCAGAUGUCGUACUCAUACGCCUCAGACGGUAUAAGUUAGAAUAGGCUACCUAUUAAGUAAAAUAAAUAUAUUAGAAUAAGUUUAGUAAGUUAAGGAUAAGUUUAAUCAUAAAAAACAAGUUUACAUGAUGGACACAUUACGUAACCGUUUCGCAGAUGUCGUAUGAAUACGCCUCGAGCGGUAUAAGGUAGCUAUAGUGAUAUCAUAAGUCUAUAUAUAAAAUAAAACAUGUUAAACAUUGUUUCAUUAUGUAAAUAAUUAUUUUUAGGCAAUUAAUAUUUUAUAAUUAUGGUUUAUUUACUUUUUUUAAAGUUCAGUAUGAAGCUCUUAUGUAAUGUUAUCUUUAUUUUAACGUUUUUUAAUUUCUUACCAUUUUAACAUUAUGAGCAAAUUACGGCUGUAUUUCGAAUUAUUAUAGUGUGCCCUGUGUUUCGUUAUUCAAAAUAAGUCUACAAUUAUUCUCAUUUAAUUGUAAUCUACAACCAUUUUGAGACGAGUACAUUACAUUACAUUUUAUUCAUAUUUUACAUUUAUGUUGUUAUUUUUGUAAUUUACUACUUUUUGUUACCUACUUAUAAGUACUUAAUUAGGAUACUUAAUAAAGAUGACUAUUGUACAUAAAUAUUAUUACUAUUUGAAAAUUAGCAAAACGUAACCGUCAGUAGAUGUCGUUAGAAUUACGCCUCAGACGGUAUAAGUUAGGUAUAAGUUAGAAUAGACUCGAGAGGGUUCCAUAUUUUUUCGUUGAGAAUUGAAGGUCCAAUGUUUCUUCUUUCGAAUGAUAAGUCCAUCGAAUCGAUCAUUAUAUUUUUCUUUCCAUUUUUUUGUUUAUAAAAUCCUAUAUCAACCGUAGCGUAGCCACAUGAAAUACUACUGUCUUCUUGCUCCGCGAGUAUUACUCAUACACUUUUCUCUUUCUUAUACCUAUUAACGAGAUGGAAGGUCUAUAGUCUCUAUACCUAUGUCUAUAGUCUCUGUCUAUGUAUUGUCAUAUCUUCCAUUUCGUUCAUACAAGAAAAAUAAACGCGUAUUAGAAAAACGCGAUUUGUUGCGCCUUGGUUUUUUUCAGUUUUCUGUAUCUAUGAAAAAAAAAAGCAAAGUGAAUUUUAAACAAUUUCGAUGAAAUAUUUACAUCAA